UCUUUUUCUGGUGAAUUACCAGAUUCCAUAGAUUAUACGAAACUCCAACAUUUGAAUAUUUCCUACAACAAUUUUGAGGGAGAAGUACCCAAGGUAGGAGUAUUCCAAAAUAUUACCGCAGUUGAUGUACGAGGAAAUCCUGAUCUUUGUGGUGGAAUACCACAAAUGAAGCUACAGAGAUGUGUCACACAUAUCCAAGAACACCAAAGGAAUGACCACAGAAUAGUUAUAAUUGUAUUUUCCACAAUCGGUGCAUUUGCAUGCUUGUGCACGGCCAUAUGUUUCUUUGCAUGUCGAUAUUGCAGAAGAACACAUAACAAUGCAAAAUCCAGUCAUGGCAUGCAGUUUGAACACAAGAGGGUGUCCUACAAUGACAUUUUCAAAGCUACAGAUGGUUUCUCUUUGGAUAAUCUAGUCGGAAGGGGCGCAUUUGGAACAGUAUACAGAGCCACCAUGAACUUGGAAACUCAGGAUAUUAUCGUUGCUGUAAAGGUCCUAGACCUUCAAAACCAAGCUGGUUCUAAGACAUUCUUGACUGAAUGCAAGGCACUGAGAAAUAUACGACAUAGAAACCUUGUUAAGGUUUUGAGCUCAUGUUCCAGUAUAGAUCACAAUGGUACCGAUUUCAAGGCAUUGAUUUUUGAGUUCAUGCCGAAUGGAAGUCUGGAGACUUGGUUACAUCCUACCGCAUGUACUGCUCGACCAUUUGAAGCUCUAAGCCUUACCCAGAGGAUGGACAUAGCAAUUGAUGUUGCCACAGCAUUAGAUUAUCUCCACCACCAUGGUACAGUGCCGAUUGUGCAUUGUGAUUUGAAGCCUAGCAAUGUUCUUUUGGACGGUGAAAUGAUUGCACAUGUGGGUGAUUUUGGAUUAGCAAAGUUCUUGGUUCAACAAGAUAUCAUGAUUUCUCAUUCGGCAAUAAGCACUGGGAUCAGGGGUACUAUUGGCUACAUUCCCCCAGAAUAUGGCAUGGGGGCUCAAGCAUCUGUGCAGGGCGACGUAUAUAGCUACGGAAUUCUUCUGCUGGAGAUAUUCACUGGAAUGAGUCCAACUGAUGAACAAUUUGUAGAUGGGAUGAGCCUUCCGAAGCUGGUUGAGAGUUCCUUUCCUGAGAGUAUUAUGGAAAUAGUUGAUCACAAGUUGUUCUUGAUUAAUGGAGGAAGAAAACAAACGGGAGACUAUACCCAUGAACUUGACGGUAUCCAUCAAUGUUUACUCACAGUGAUACAGCACGGACUCAUGUGCUGCAACGAGCUGCCAAGUGAUCGCAUAGACAUACAUGAUUUUGUCAAAGAGCUAAACUCAGCAAAAGAGAAGCUGCUGGGAUGAAACAAUUGUGCUGACUGCUGAAUGUUUCAUUAGCAACAUGUAUCCCUUAUCCUCCUUCUGCAGUUUUUUCUACAGUACUAGAGCAGUUAGCUAGCUCUGCACCGGUGGUUCAUGCCAUGAUCCAGCAACUUUGUUCUUUCGGAUAUUAUAUACACUACUCAUAAAUCCAUACACCUGCUACCAACUUUGUAACAUGCA
Molecule: messenger RNA, 1527 nt
Organism: Lolium rigidum
Lineage: Eukaryota; Viridiplantae; Streptophyta; Magnoliopsida; Poales; Poaceae
Product: receptor kinase-like protein Xa21
Exons: 2
Coding region: 166-1329 (387 amino acids)
Biological process (GO): protein phosphorylation
Molecular function (GO): ATP binding; protein kinase activity
Source: RefSeq, a predicted model, not a curated record